Messenger RNA from Hemicordylus capensis (graceful crag lizard), 7323 nucleotides. Its product is annotated as hyaluronidase-4-like. Gene Ontology annotation, biological process: hyaluronan catabolic process; carbohydrate metabolic process. The transcript has 4 exons. Gene Ontology annotation, molecular function: hyalurononglucosaminidase activity. The record is from RefSeq and is a predicted model, not a curated record. The coding region runs from base 167 to 1528 and encodes 453 amino acids. NCBI's taxonomy places the organism in Eukaryota, Metazoa, Chordata, Lepidosauria, Squamata, Cordylidae.
AAAGGAUAGUGGGCAGGGGUCUGUGAAAAGAGGGGUCACAGGGGCAUAACUACUAUUAGGCAAGGGGAGGCAGCUGCCUGGGGGCUCCUACGCCUCGAGGGGCCCCCCAGAGGUCCACUUUACAGCCUGGUUACGGAUAACAUUUAUCUGGAGCUCUACUUCUGCCAUGAAACCAGCUCAGCCACCAGUGUUUCAAAGGAAGCCUUUUCUAGCUGCCUGGAAUGCACCAACAGAUCAUUGCUCAAUGCGAUAUAAUGUCACAAUUAACCUGAAAAUGUUCCAUGUGAUUGGAAGCCCCUUUGCUAAAGCAAGAGGACAGAACGUGACUAUCUUUUAUGUCAACAGGUUGGGAUAUUACCCAUGGUAUACUUCGCAAGAAAUCCCUGUUAAUGGGGGCCUGCCUCAGAAUUUCAGCUUAAAGACCCACCUGGAAAAAGCUAGGCAGGACAUUAACUACUACAUCCCUGAUAAGAAUUUCACUGGAUUAGCAGUCAUAGACUGGGAGCACUGGAGGCCACAGUGGGAUCGCAACUGGAGUACAAAAGAUGUUUACAGGCGGCAGUCGAGGAAACUCAUUUCUGAAAUGCAAGAAAAUGUUUCUGCAAAUGCCGUUGAACAUUUGGCCAGACUUUCCUUUGAACAAAGUGCUCAGGCUUUCAUGAAGGAGACAAUUGAGCUGGGACUUCAAAGUAGACCCAAGGGCCUGUGGGGAUACUACUUAUAUCCUGACUGCCACAAUUACAAUUUCCAUGAGCAGAACUAUACUGGCUCUUGUCCAGAGAGCGAAGUGUUGAGGAAUAAUGAACUCUCAUGGCUGUGGAACAGCAGUGCCGCUCUGUAUCCUUCCAUUGGCAUUAAGAAAUCCCUUGGAAACAGUGAAAAUAUAUUGCGUUUUUCACAGUUUAGAGUUAAGGAAUCUAUGAGGAUUUCUUCCAUGACAUCACAUGAUUAUACUCUGCCGGUAUUUGUUUAUACCCGACUAGACUAUAGAGAUGAACCAUUAUUAUUUCUUUCUAAGCAAGAUCUUGUUAGCACUAUUGGAGAAAGUGCUGCGUUGGGAGCUGCAGGAAUUGUUAUUUGGGGAGACAUGAAUUUAACUUCAUCCGAGGUCAACUGCACAAAGGUGAAACAAUUCAUUUCCUCCGAGUUAGGUUUCUACAUCAUCAAUGUAACCAAAGCAGCAGAGCUGUGUAGCAGGCAUCUUUGUCAGAACAAUGGGCGAUGCAUACGAAGAAGCUGGAAGGCCUUGGACUAUCUUCAUUUGAAUCCUGACAAUUUCCAAAUAGAAGCUUCAGAAGAACAGGGAUUUACUGUGAGAGGGGAAGCAUCACCUACUGAUCUUCAAAUAAUGGCAGCGAAAUUCACCUGCCAUUGUUAUCAAGGAUUUGGAGGAGCUGCUUGCAGGGAGAUUAAGACUUCAGGCUGGCAUCCUGGAAAUGCUGCCAAUUUACUCUCAUCCAAAGGAGCAGUUAUGAUAAACUUGGCAUUCUUAACCUUUUUAAUUUCUGAGAUGUUAGUUCUGACUUAAACUGCACUAAGUUCCUCCAGGAUCUGUCACAUCAGCAUCCGGCUGCAGAAGACAGAAGCAAUUUAAAAAACCUGAUGAUCUGUGCAGCACGAUCUGAUGCAUGUUUGCUCCUGAGUAGCCUUAAAGUUGCAGUUGCAGCUUUAAAAGUGAUUCAACUUGAUACUGAUGCAUAGAAAAUACUGGGUCUGCAAAAGAGUUGUCUACAGACAGUGAUCAAGGCAAGAAGAUUCUGAAAAUGCUGCUUAUAGGAGCUUCUGCAUAGUAGCUUCCUGUUACUUUGUUAAUGCAAAGGAAACCUGAAAAUCAGAGCUGAGAUCAUGCAUCCCCUGGGCAGAUUGUAUGGCCUGGAUAUGGCCUGUGUUUGCUUUCACCUGCAUCUGUAGUGCAGUAAAACAGGACAAAAGUGAGGGCAGAUAAUCUGAUACAAUCCUGCCCCCAGAGACGUAUCUAGGGAAAAGAGCACCUAGGGCAAGCAUUGAAAUUGCGCCCCCUGUCCAAACAUCUGACACCCAACUUUCAGAUAACUUUACCAUAAUAUCAGCUGAAAAAUACAAGUCAGGCUCGUUAAUCUUUUAAUGGUUAAGCCAUGGUUAGUGAGGCACCAACACUGCAUGUUUUCCAGCACACAGUAAUAUAACGAAUCAAUGUUAUGCCUAGAAUGAAUGAAAUAGAGUUAGAAUCCAUUCAACUGCAUUAUUUCCAAUCAAUUUGGGGUAUAAGAACCCCAGUUCAGUGCCAAUAAUGUGAGCAGUCCAAUCUGAAUACCAGAGAUAAAGAACAUUCAUGAACUAUUCCCAAAAGAUCCUUUGGCUGUGUGGAUCUCUGUCCCAGAGCUGUUUGAAGCCUACUCGGUUUGAGCUCAGUUUGAAGCCUACUUUGGGAAGAGCAGAAGCAGCUUAAGGAGGUGAGCAAGCUUUUCUAAACAGAAGAGAAUCAAGCCUCCCCCCACCCCCCCACCGCUUCAAACUAACAGGAGGAAGGAACAUUUUGAGGAGCUGGUUUCUCUUAAAGGGAUAGGUCCUAGUCUGUGUGGGUGUUAUAUGCCAGGGCUAGCAUUUGCCAGGGCUAGCAAAUAACUGUGGCAUCCAGGCAGAAUCAAAGUCAGGCAGGCCGAGGUCUGCCAGUACCCAGUGGGUACUGAGGGCAAAGCAGAAUCAGUCAGGCAGGCCGAGGUCACACCAGAAGCCAGUGAGUACUGAGGGCAAGGCGUAAUCAGAGUCAGCAGGCCGAAGUCACACCAGAAUCCAACAGGUAGUGAGGGCAAGGCGUAAUCAGAGCCAGGCAGUCCAAAGUCACACCGGAAUCCAGCAGGUAUUGAGUGCAAGGCGUAAUCAGAGUCUGGCAUGCCUAAGUCACACCGGUACUGAGGGCAAGGCGUAAUCAGAGCCAGGCAGGCUGAAGUCACACCAGAAUCCAGUGGGUAGUGAGCGCAAGGCGUAAUCAGAGUCUGGCAUGCCAAGGUCACACCGGAAUCCAACGGGUACUGAGGGCAAGGCGGAAUCAGAGUCAGGCAGGCCGAGGUCACACUGGAAUCCAACGGGUACUGAGGGCAAGGCGGAAUCAGAGUCAGGCAGGCCGAGGUCACACCGGAAUCCAACGGGUACUGAGGGCAAGGCGGAAUCAGAGUCAGGCAGGCCGAGGUCACAACGGAAUCCAACGGGUACUGAGGGCAAGGCGGAAUCAGAGUCAGGCAGGCCGAGGUCACACCGGAAUCCAGCAGGUACUCAGGUCAAGGCGGAAUCAGAGUCAGGCAGACCGAAGUCAUACUGGAAUUCAAUGGGUACUGAGGAGAAGGCAGAAUCAGAGUCAGGCAGGCCAAGGUCACACCAGAAUACAACAGGUACUGAGGGCAAGGCGGAAUCAGAGUCAGGCAGGUCGAAGUCACACCAGAAUCCAGCAGGUACUGCGGGCAAGGCAGAAUCAGGCAGGCAGGCCAAGGUUAAGCAGUGAGGGCCAGGAAUCAGAAAACAGGGCAAGACUGGAGAGUCAAGAAAGCUCUGCAUGCUCCAAAAAGGAGCCAGCUCAGACUGCAGGCUUUUAUCCUUUUAGCUCUGGCUGGAGACAAGUAACUCUGCCCCAGGGCAAGGCUCUAGAUGGUUUCAAGGAACCUUGCCUGAUGCUGUAGUCUCAGGCUUUGUUGAGUCUGUGCCAAUGUUGUUUCCCUUAGUGACCCUUCGGAAUCCAAGUCGAUGGUAACAGUGAUUUCGAUGGCCUUACGUUGGUUGGCUGAAUGUGGUCUUGGGGUAUGGGGCCUUCAGAUGACCUUGGGCAUCUUGGAUCCUUUGAGAUCUGUGGUGUAGAUCCAGGUCCUCCUCCGAGGUCUCAUCCAGAGGGGACAGCCAGGCCUGACUGUAGUUGAUGUCCGCAAAGGACAAGUUGUCUCAUCUUGGCAAGGAAGAAGCAGCAAGAGCUAGCGGGGGUGCUCCAGCAGCCAGGUGAUGGCAUUUGGGGGGGUCCCUUCCACUGCUGCUGUCUCACCUCCGAGGGGUUGCCGCCGGAAGAUCAGCCGGUCUCAGUAAGGGCUGCCCCUGAAUCCAUGGCCCUUGGGAAAGGUUAGAUGGUUCUUCCCAAGGGCGUGGAUUUGGCCAGGAGUGUGGUGGCGUUGGUGUGGCCACAGAGCUGGAGACCAACGGUGGACGUCCCCAGUAGCAAGGGGGUGGCCCUGUCUUGGGGGGCCCCAGCGCUUUGAUCGUCAGCGCUGGCAAUGGUUCGACUCUCCGCCGAGCCGAUGGAUCAUGCCAUUUUGAUGGCAGAGGCUUUGGCGGAGGUCUCCCCAUUGGGGUCAGGGUCUUCUUCCCAGAUGACGCGAUCUGGGGAAGAGCCAUCUCACUGGGCCGGCCAGAGAAAUGGCUCUCCCCCAGUGAGAAGAAGCCCUGCCCAGCCCCCCCAAGGUCCACAACCCCAUUGCUCCUGGGGAUAGAUGUCAGUCCUCUUUCAGGGUCCACCGUGGUCUCCAGCAACCUUCUGGGGUGUCUCCCCUCCCCCAGGUGGGGAAGGGGUUUCACCCCAGAAGGCACACUCCCAGCCCGGGCAUUGCCCAGACGAAGACCGGCUUUGGGGAUCUUCCCCAGGAGGGCUGGUGGUCUGCCCUCCUGUGGCGGCUUCCCCUCGCUGCAGCUGACUGCCUGGGGCUGGCUGGUGGAUAUUUUUGGAUACUUCACCCUUUUCUUGGGUGAUCCCACCACAGGUGCUGGAUCACCCAAAAAAAGGGUGGUUUUCUCAGAACCAGCCCCAGGCUGCUGCAGCAGGGGGGACAGCAGCAGCUUCCGGUCCCCCAAGUGGCUGCUGGAGCUGAUAGGCCUGCUCUUGCUUGCUCUUGCCUCCUCUGCCCCUGGAAGGAAAGAAGGAAAGAAUUCUUGAUUUCAUUUUUAAUUUUUUUUUUACACAUUUAUAUACCACCAAAAUUCAAAUUUCUAGGCAGUUUGUUUGGUCAAAAGCAAGUCUCAGAGGUUUACAUUGCUAUUACAUUAAUGUUAACUUUGAAUGAUGUGGGGGACCCAUCGCUCGGAGUUCCCCAGGACUAGCUAGCCUUGGAGAUUUUGAUCUGGGGGAGGAACACCCAGAGACGCCUGACCUGCAUCUAGCCAGAGAGCCAGGCUUAUUGCCCUCCUGAAGUGCUUUCAAGGCCACUGGGGGAGGAGCUGCAUCCACCUAAGGGCAGGCAGGCAUUCAGCAAAUGCAUAUAGAAAACAUCGAACCUCUUGAUGAGUAUCUGUGCCUUACCUAGAAGAGGAGAGAAGGGGCUGGGAAGUGGGAAGACCCGAGUUCGAAUCCCUAUUUAACCAUGAAACUCACUGGUGGACUCUGGGCCAGUCAUGUAUCUCUCAGCCUAGAGAGAUCAGUUUUAACAUCCUUCAGCUCCUGGCUGCCAUGAGCAGGAAUCGGCCCUUAAUUCAAAAUCAGGUGAAUGUAAUUAGCAGCUCUUGCUGCUCUCUCUCCAUCCUAUGGCGAGCCCUUUCCCCGUAUUAAUGGAAAUGAAGGGGGGAAAUGGAGAACUCUUCUACUUUGUAAGGGGCAUGCAAGUUAAUAGUGCCAUCUAGGGAGAAAGUCUUUGGACAGAAAGCAGAAUAAAUUGAAAAGGGAAGCUGUGGAAGCAAGUAAGAGAAAGGGGAGCAGGAAUAACAUAGCUCAAAAAAAGAUCCAGCCCACAAUCCACCAAAGUUUUUCACAAAUGAGUCCUACUGAAAGGCAUCAAAGAGACCCUAGUCUCGAUGAGAUAAGUUCCAUUGACAUGACUGUGGCUGGUGUUGUGAGGAGCUUUUGCUGGCCAGUGAGUUGCUUUCUUCUUGCUUCAUUUUCCCCUGACUUCUUCCAAAGGUUCCACUGCCACUUUUUGUACAUUAUGUAACUGCUGUCUUUAUCAUUGCCUCAGCUAUAACCCAUAACUACACACGUUUUAAGCUUUGUGGUGGUCAAAAAACCUGCUGUUUUUAGGACCAUUUCAUGUUCAUUUUUUAUAUUUGUGUCCUACUCUUCCUCUGAGGAGCUCAAAAUGGUGUACAUGUUUAUUUUUAUCCUCACAACAACCCUGUGAGGUAGGUUAGGCUGAGAGAUACAUGACUGACUCAGAGUCACCCAGUGAGUUUCAUGGUUGAAUGGGGAUUUGAACCCGGGUCUUGUCAGUCCUAGUCCAACACUCCAACCACUACGCUAUGCUGCCUCUCCAGAGUUAGGGCUAUCUCAGUCAAUGGGCUGUGGGGAAGAGGCUGCCUUAGUUGGUCUGAUGAUGAUCUCCAAUUAGGAAUGGGCAGAGGGAGUGUGACUUUGUUGGAUCUCUCAUCAACUUUCAAUACUACCGACCACAGUAUCCUUCUGGAGCGUCUGAGAGGGUUGGGGUGGGAGGCAGUGCUUUGCAGUGAUUCCACCUCUUGGGAAGAUUCCGGAUGGUGAAGGCAUAACCUCCCUAAAUGCCUGCCUGGAGGCAGUGAUGGGCUGGAUAAGGGAUAAUCAGCUGAGACUGAAUCCAGAUAAGGUGGAGGUACUUAUUGUGCAGUGGGGUUUCGGGAUACAAUUUGGAUCUACCAGUUCUGGAUGGGGUCACACCUCCCUAGAAGAAGCAGUCUGGGGGUGCUUCUGGAUCCUAACUUCCCCCUAGUGUCCUAGGUUGAGGCGGUGGUUGGAAGUGUUUUCUUUAAGCUUUGACUGAUACACCAGCUUUCUGAGGCGUAACUAGGGAAAACAGCUCCUAGGGCAAGCACUGAAAUUGCGCUCCCCCGCCCCCCUGCCCCAACAUCUGACACACAUCUUUCAGAAAACUUUUAUUUUACCAUAAUAUUACCUCAAAAAUUACAAAAAUAACCAAAAAUGCAAUAAAUAACCAAAAACGCAGCAAAUACAACUCACGCUCAUUAACCCCCUGGUUUACGCCUGCUCUCUUCCUAUCAAGAAGGCACUAUUUGUAUCUAUUUUAGUUUGAUUGACACAAUAAAUGUUAGACCUUAUGGAACUGUAACAUCUGAUUUCCUUUUGAGACCAACAUCCUCCUGUUUUACCUGACAAACACUUAUCAGGUCCUGGUUAAAGCUGCUUUGCUAUAAGGUCUUCAAACAAUGUAUUCAGCUGUGCUUGCACUUGCAAUUUAUCUUUGCCAAAGAUAAGACAUGAUGAAUGUUCAAAGUACAACUAAGUCUCUCUUAAAACCUUUGGAAAUAUGUUUUAUUUGCUAUUCAUGUCAGAUCUGUGUCGCAACAUUGCAGAUUCUGAGGAGUUGAUUGCAAAACCUCUGUGACCCAAAUAGGGUGGUACAAUUUGCAACAGCCAGAACUCCUCCAAAGGCCCAAAUAAAAUUCCAGAAA